AUGUUGGAUUUUCUGUGUACCUUCAUGAUUAUUGAGAAAUACGUUGGUGCAGAAAAAGAAAGUCUUGACGGUGCGCCGAACACGAUGAUUACAGUUGAACGAACGCGUCUGGUCGAGGAUGGCUAUCGGCAGUUAUCAAUGCUAUCGUCAAACGCACUCAAAGCAACCAUUCGUGUCAAAUUCAUCAAUCAACAGGGUUUGGAUGAAGCGGGUAUUGAUCAGGAUGGUGUCUUUAAAGAGUUUCUUGAGCUGACACUGAAACGAGUAUUUCAUCCGGAUCUUAAUCUGUUCAAGGUUGGUAGUUUUGCUUGUUUAUUGAAAGCAUCUUAUGCAUAG
Messenger RNA from Anisakis simplex (herring worm), 336 nucleotides. The record is from the annotation of a GenBank genome assembly. NCBI's taxonomy places the organism in Eukaryota, Metazoa, Nematoda, Chromadorea, Rhabditida, Anisakidae.